Epinephelus fuscoguttatus (brown-marbled grouper) is the source of this 2417-nucleotide messenger RNA. RefSeq names its product E3 ubiquitin-protein ligase TRIM21-like. NCBI's taxonomy places the organism in Eukaryota, Metazoa, Chordata, Actinopteri, Perciformes, Serranidae. The record is from RefSeq and is a predicted model, not a curated record. Gene Ontology annotation, molecular function: protein binding; zinc ion binding. The coding region runs from base 123 to 1799 and encodes 558 amino acids. The transcript is spliced from 3 exons.
AAGUGAAAGUGUGUGUGAGUGACAGCAGAGCUGCAGUGGAGACGAGUCUCUCUGUUUCUCUCUAAAGAAACAUUCAACUGAAUCCAGCAGGUUUUUCUCAGCAACAAACACUGAGUGUCGAUAUGUCUGCUGCCAGCUGUCUGCUGACUGAAGAUCAGUUUCUGUGCUCCAUCUGUCUGGAUGUGUUCACUGAUCCAGUCACCACACCAUGUGGACACAACUUCUGUAAAAUCUGCAUCACUGAACACUGGAGUACUAAUGUCCCCUAUCAGUGUCCAAACUGUAAAGAGGUUUUCCAACAAAGACCUGAGAUGCGGGUCAACACUUUCAUCUCUGAGAUGGCUGCUCAGUUCAGACAGUCAGCUCAACAGAAAGCCAGCAGCAGCAGCUCAGAGCAACAAGUUUCCAAACCAGGAGAAGUUCCCUGUGACGUCUGCACUGGAACCAAACUGAAGGCCCUGAAGUCCUGCCUGGUGUGUCUGGAAUCCUACUGUGAGACUCACCUGGAGCCUCAUCUGACAAGAUCAGGCCUGAAAAGACAUCAGCUGAUCGACCCUGUGGAGAACCUGGAAGGCAGGAUGUGUCUGAAGCACGAUAAACUGCUGGAGCUGUUCUGUAAGACCGACCAGAUGUGUGUCUGCAUGCUCUGCACUGUUUUAGACCACAAGACACAUGAUGUUGUUCCUCUGAGAGAAGAAUAUGAAGGAAAGAAGACCGAGCUGGGGAAGACAGAGGCUGAAAUUCAGCAGAUGAUACAGAAGAGACGACUGAAGAUUGAAGAGAUCAAACACUCAGUGGAGCUCUGUGAGGAAGAUGCAGACAGAGAGAUAGCAGAUGGUGUUCAGGUCUUCACCGCUCUGAAGGAGUCUGUUGAGAGAAGCCAGGCCGAGCUCAUGGACACGAUCAAAGAGGAGCAGAGAAAGACAGAGAAACAGGCUGAAGGCUUCAUCAAAGAGCUGGAACAGGAAAUCUCUGAGCUGAAGAAGAGGAGCACUGAGGUGGAGCAGCUCUCACGCUCUGAAGACCACCUCCACCUCCUCCAAAGCUUCACAUCCCUGAACACUGCUCCACCCACCAAGGACUGGACAGAGGUCAGCGUCCGUCCACCUUCAUAUGAGGGGACUGUGAGGAGAGCUGUGAGUCAGCUGGAGGAGACGCUCAAUAAACAGAUGAAGAAGCUUCUCACUGAGGCCGAGCUGAAGAGGGUCCAGCAGUCUGCAGUGGAUGUGACACUCGAUCCUGAUACAGCACAGCCCUAUCUCAUCCUGUCUGAUGAUGGAAAACAAGUUAAACAUGGUGCUGUAGAGAAGAAUCUUCCAAACAAUCCAGAGAGAUUUGAUUGUUGUGCCUGUGUCUUAGCAAAGCAGAGUUUCUCUUCAGGAAGAUUUUAUUAUGAGGUUCAGGUUAAAGGGAAGACUAAGUGGGAUUUAGGAGUGGCCAGAGAGUCGAUCAACAGGAAGGGAAAGAUCACACUGAGUCCUCAGAAUGGUUACUGGACGAUAUGGUUGAGGAAUGAAAAUGAGUACAAAGCUCUUGCUGGCCCUGAUAUUAGUCUCUCUCUGAAGUCUCGGCCUGAGAAGGUGGGGGUGUUUGUGGAUUAUGAGGAGGGUCUGGUCUCCUUUUAUGAUGUUGAUGCUGCAGCUCUUAUCUACUCCUUUACUGGCUGCUCCUUCACUGAGAAACUCUACCCACUCUUCAGUCCUUGUAAUAAUGAUGGUGGUAAAAACUCUGCCCCUCUGAUCAUCUCUCCUGUCAAUCAAGCACGUAGGAGCAGUUUGAUCAGAGGAAUUGUAUUUUAACUCAAACUAAUAGCGUCAGUCAGACAAAGUAGAACAACCAUCUGAUUUUCUACAGAAAGAUUCACUCUCAUUUAAUGUAAUAAAUGUAUAUUAUUGGUGAUGUACUGUGAAUACAUUGUUGAUUUUUUAGAUUCUGAUCAAUGUGGUUUUUCCUCUUUUUCUGUAAAUGGUUCCUUUGAUGUGUCACGUUGCUACUUACUACUACAACACAAAGAUUUAAUCCCACUGCUGAUAUUAUGUAAUGUAAUCUUGUUUAUUCCAAUGACUGCAUUAACUGCCUUAAAGACCUUUGAAUCAUCAAAAACAAAUGUACUCAAUCUAUAUAGUGAUAAUGUGAAAAAUGAUGGAAAGUGUACAGGACUGCUUCUAAAACAUUCAAAGGUCUAAUGAAAUAAUUAGGCAUGUACCCGAUUAUGUCAGUUGGAUCAGAUCCAGCCGUUUAAUACGAAUAUUCAACCGUUCUUUUUGUGUUUGUUUUCAUAUACAGCUCUAAUGUUUGAACAGGGCUCAGCAGGACGUUCAGUGUGACAGUGGAAAUCAUGCAAUAUAGUUAACAAGCUAACGACAGAUCAGAAAUGUGCAACAUUUUCUGCAGACACCACAUAUCAAAACAAAAGC